Messenger RNA from Aphidius gifuensis, 2067 nucleotides. RefSeq names its product nuclear fragile X mental retardation-interacting protein 1-like. The coding region runs from base 243 to 2030 and encodes 595 amino acids. Gene Ontology annotation, biological process: box C/D snoRNP assembly. The transcript has 7 exons. The record is from RefSeq and is a predicted model, not a curated record. Lineage: Eukaryota; Metazoa; Arthropoda; Insecta; Hymenoptera; Braconidae. Gene Ontology annotation, molecular function: RNA binding. Gene Ontology annotation, cellular component: nucleus.
UUAUUUUUGACAAAUAGCAAAUGAUAUUUUCUAGGAAAUAAUGUUACUCCAAAAAUCCGUCAAAUCAUAUUCAUUUAAUUUGUGCCUAUCUAUUAAAUUUGUUUUUUCUAAGCACGCUGGAUAAAACCGUCGUGUUUGGCAUCUAAUAAAAAAAAAUACACACAAAAUAUCAAUUAGUGUUUUGAAAAAUAAAUAAAUAAUUUCUUUGUUCUUUUAUAUAUCAAUAUCAACAAUAAUCAGUGAUGAGUCCAUUAAAUAGAGGACCACUUAUGGGUCCAAGAAUGGGUCCACCAAUUGGUAUGCGACCGCCCCCGCCACGUUUUGCAAGACCACCAAUGCCGGGAUUGCCACCAAGAAUGAUGGGUAUGCCACCACCUUUACCAAUGCCAAUGGGUGGACCAAUUUAUAAUGGUCCACCAGUUAGACAAAGAAUGGGACCACCUAGACCAGGUUCAAUGAUGAGACCAAAUGGUCCACCACCAUUAUUACGUCCAAGAAAUGGUUUACCACCACUUAUGCCACAAAUGAUGGGACCAAGAGGAAUGGGUCCUCGUGGUCCAUUAAUGAGACCUGGACCAAGAGGUAUGCUACCACCACCACCAGGUCCAUUACACAUGAGACCAAGAUUUACAUCAACAAAUGGAAAUAACAAAAAUAAACAUAUUAGCAAUUCAAAAAAAGCUAAUAAAUUUGAGGAAAUUGAAUUAAAAAAACCAUGGAUGACAGAUGAAAUACGUAGUGAAAUACAAAAAAAAAAUAAACUAUAUGCUAAAGCUAAAAAAAAUAAAGAUGCUAAAGAAUGGGAUGAAUUUAAAGAUUUAAGAAAUAAAGUUACAAGAAUGAUACGUGAUGCUAAAAAUGAUUAUCUUAUUAAAAAUCCAGAUCAGGCUGCCUUAUAUCAAGAUGAAGAAGAUUUUACUGAUCCAAGAGAUGAAAAAGAUAAUAGUAAUGAUGAAAUGGAAGAAAAUGAAGAAGUAUAUUAUUGUGAUCCAUGUGAUCGUGAUUUUAUAUCAGCAAAAUUACUUGAACAACAUUUAAAUGAACAUCGUGUUUGUGGUAUUGAUAAUUGUACAUUUACUGCACAUUCAAAAGUUGUUGAAUUACACAUUAAAAAUCAACACAUUACUGGACACUAUGAUCGUAUUAAAAAAGCAGAAGAUAUACCUGAUUGGAUUGCCGAAAGAAAAAGACAAUUUCCUACAAAAAAAAAUAUUGAACUUAAAAAUGCUGCUAAUUUGGAGAAACAAGAACGUGGUGAAAUAAUUCAAGGACAAAAUAAACGUAAAUCAAUGACACCAAGAGAUGAAAAUAAUUCACGACAACCGAGAGAAAAAAAGAGAAAACGUGCUAAAAAACGUCGACCAGAAAUUCAAAAACCCAUAACAAAUUUAGAAAAUGUUGAAAGUUGUCAAGGAAUUUUACCUUUCAGAGGCACAAAAUUUUCAUUAGCAGAGUGUGAUAAAAAAUUAAUAGAAACUGAUGAUGAAGAAACUCACCCCAUUGAUGACAAAAUAUCUGAUGAUGACGAUGAUGAACAGCCUACUCUUCCUCGUGAUAGCUCUAGUCAACAUGAAGAAACACCAUCAACCAGUAUCAUUGUACAAAAUGAUACACCUUCAGCUAGUAAUUCACUCCUAGGUUUAGUCGCAGAUUAUGGCAGUGACACAGAUGACGAACCACCUGAUGAAACUCCAAUAAAAAAAGUAAAAUUAAAUUUACCUGAAUUCAUUGAAGACAAUUCAUCAACGACAAUUCAAUCAUCUAAUCAAGUACCUGUUAAAUUAACUGAAAAAACAAAUGAAAAUUUAGAAUUAACAUCAAAUAAUAAUAACAAAAAUAAACAACAACAAAAUACAAUUGAUAAAAAACCAAAAAAACCAACAUUACAAAUGGAAAAAAAAUAUCCUACAUUGUUGGAAAAAUUAUUAGAAAAAGAAAUACAUCAUGAAAGAAAUUACAUUGCACAAAUAAUUAAAUAUAUUUAUGAUAAUAAUUUUUUUGAUGAAAUUAAUGAUAAUAAAUGUAUAUAAUUACUAAUAAUAAAUUAAUAAACAUUGAAAGAUAAAU